This is a messenger RNA of Penicillium arizonense, 3462 nucleotides long. RefSeq names its product RTP1/Tango6 family protein. NCBI's taxonomy places the organism in Eukaryota, Fungi, Ascomycota, Eurotiomycetes, Eurotiales, Aspergillaceae. Gene Ontology annotation, biological process: protein secretion. The record is from RefSeq and is a predicted model, not a curated record. The transcript has 2 exons. Bases 1 to 3462 code for a protein of 1153 amino acids.
AUGGGGGAUCUGCAACAAAUCCGGGAUGCGUUUGGCCUCGCCAACGACUUCCUAACCCCGGUACUUGAUCGAGAGCAAAUACGAAAAACUCAGGGAACCUCAUUGCUCGGUAUCCUGAGCCAGACAUCAGUGGGUGAUGCUGCCAAUGACGAUGUGUCGAGACCGGCCAUCAUCGGAAAGGCCUUGGAUAUCUUGGCCGGUAUUCAUGCAUCCUUUGCUUCCUCUGACGGUGGAGAUCCAUCUCAACAACUCGCUACAGAAGGCGAAGAUAUGGCCAUGGAAGACGCCAAGCGACGCCGGAUGCUCCAUGCACUGCUAGACUUGAUCUCUUUGGAAGGAAUAUAUCCCUCGCUCUCAUCUGGCGUUGGGAUCCCUCUUCAACAGCGAGUGAUGUCAGUUCUACCAGCGGGGGUCAUUGCAAAGCAAGUCGAGACCGUUGCUAGCAGUGUACCCCGCAACGUGACUCUCUUACGCCGGAUCAUAGACGUCUUGGUGGAUAUUAUUUUUGAUUCGAGGCCAAGCAUUCAGCCGGUAAUUCGCGGUCGUAUCCUCAGCGACAUCAUCAGCGGCGCCUCCGAUCUUGCCUUCAACCCGCAUUCCACACCGUCAUAUGACAAGGGCAUCUAUCGAAACGCAUUGGCCAAGAUCAUCGAAGAUACUCCUACUACAGUCUUGCUACCCGCGCUGUCUAAUUUCCUACAAUCUGACAUCACGCAAUGGUUCAAGACAACCGUUUCUGGUCAGAUCUCGCACGUUCCAUUACGACCAGGUGGAGUAGUGCAAACCAUCAUGUUCAUCGCUUCGCAAUUUGCACCAUCGUUGGGCCAAGAGGCCCAAUACCAAUCCAGCGGGCCUCAUUUGACGGUGCAAGCGAUCAUGCAAAUUUCGCGGCUUCUGUCUUCUGUGCCCCACGAUGUUGAUUCGGUUGUGUAUUUUGAGAAGAUUGCCCCGCAACUACUUGCCUUGAUUGACGGAGAAGAUCUAGAUCUGAGGAAGACUGCUUCCUAUGUUGUCGGCAAUGGCAUUCUGGGAAAACGUGCUUAUGGAGCACCUGGUACUAUCGGCCAUUUGAUAUUUGUGGAGCCAAUCUUCAAAGCACUAGGAGGAGAACUAGAUGCUAAAUCCAAGCGAUGGAUGACCCGUUUCUCCGACAUUGAGGGCUCCAUGCCAGACGUCACAGAAGGGAGCCCCGCAUCUAAUAUGUUGGUCGAUGGGGCAACAGUCAAUCUGGCGAUCAACCGAAUAAGAUGCUUGACACUGCAACAUCCAAACCCAGGCCUGGUGAAACGGCUUGUUUACCCAAUUCUUCUUCCUUUAUGGGGACUUGCUUGUGCUUCCCAGGAGGAACAAUUGUCCAUCAUUUAUGAACGGGUGUUGCCGCUGUUACAAACAUAUUUCGGUAUCUCCGUAGGGGUACAACCCCUCAAAAAGAUUGUCGACAAUCUUCUAUGGGAUGGUGGUCUGACGUGGACAUAUGUUAAGGACUCAGACGACCAACUGGCUUUGAAAAAGCGAACAGAAGAGCAUAACGAUCAUUCCAACUUCAUCAAGUUAAUUGAUUCCCUGCAAACACGCGCUGAGCUGUUUGUUAGUCUGCUAGGUUCAGACCCGAGCAGUGAAGAGAUAACUGGGGAUAUCUUUCUCUAUGUUAGUGAAAGGUGGCUUGUGCAGCCGCAGCAUUCAACACGGCCUCAGAACACCCCGGGCGAAGGACCUAUUGGUGAGAAUGAUAAUCUCAUCCGAAGCCUUGUCAGUGCCAAGGUCGCCGAGAAAUUGCUCGACAACUUUAAAGAAACGCUUUCUCGACGUCCGCUCCGCGUCUUAGAGCUGAUAAAACAAGUUAUUGAUGGAGAGCUUCAUAAACUCAAUGCACAAGCAGCGGCGAAACAAGGAACUGAAGCUGGCAAGGUGUCUUUGUCCAGUUUGGCCAAUAUCGUAGAGAGUGAAAACAAUGACAACGGGGAUACUCCCGGCAAUGACUCCUUUGAGUCAUUGACAACAGCAUUCAGUUUGCUUUCUACUGUUAUUGCAUCGCCAGACUUCUCGCCGUCAGAAGAUAUACUGCCCCUCUUGAAAUCUCUAAAAGGCGGCAUUGAUCAACUCAUCCCUCUUCUUCCUUCCUCUCUUUCCAAACCUGGCAUGACAUCUUCCAUGCUUCUCGAAAUCCAGAUCGCAUCACCAGAGCAUACAGGAGUCAAGCCGACGCCUGCCCACAUCUCAGAUCUUGAUACUCAUCGUCAAGCUUUGGCGAAUCUCAACUCAAACCUACCACCAGUACAAGCGGAGGGAUUGUCGCUCCUCUCAAAACUCAUCAUGAAUUCGUCACCCGUUCUGGAUGUCCCCUCAUCCAUGUCAAUACUUCUCGCUGUCAUCACCGAUACGUCGGGGGUCGCCGCGCCUGAACAAUACAUCUACUUAAACGCCAUCAAGAUCGUUGGUACAUUGGCAGCACGUCACCCUCGCACGGUGGUGAAGACCUUGAUCGAUACCUAUGCCGAUAGAGCUGAGAUUACGAACCUUGAUGAGCGACUCAAAGUAGGCGAGGCUUUGUUGCGAACGGUGCAAGAUUUAGGCGAGGCACUAACCGGCGAGACGGCGAAAAUCCUCAGUGAGGGCCUCAUCGCUGUGGCAGGCCGCCGUCAGCUCAAGCCUCAAGCGCAAAAGUCUCGCGAGCGACGGCUUGAGAAAGAACGCCGUAAGAAGGAACGCGAAGAGCGCAAGGCAAAGGAAGAUGCCCUCCCUCCCGGCUGGUCCAUGUCUUCAGCUAUCAACAAGGCUGCCACGGAACUGAACCUUGUGGACGAGGACUCAGACACUGAAUCCCCUGAGCAAGCUGCGCACGCCGCAAAUGUCAUUGCUGCAUGGGCCGCCGGUGCCUCUACUGAUGAACAACCAGACGAUCUCCGUAUCCGCGCGUCGGCCCUCUCCAUUCUUGCCUCCGCCAUCCAGACAAACAUCAUCGGUCUUGGCCCUGCUAUUGUUUCCUCGGCUGUCGACCUCGCCCUUGGAACUCUCACUCUUGAGCCUGGAGUCGAGAGUGCCAUUCUCCGCCGUGCAAGUGUCGUCCUCAUUCUAGAUACUUUGAAAGCACUAGAAACCGCACGCGAGGCACGCGGGGGGCAGGACAUCGGAUUUGGAUUUUCCCUCUCUGAUGGGACAAUUCCUCAAGGUUCCAACUCAGGCGGACAUUCCACCAUCGGUAACAUCCCCACCAUGCUGCGCACCCUUGGGUUCGUCGAAAGUCGGGAAGAGGACGGAAUUGCCCGUGGACAUCUCCGCGCAUUGAUCGAGAGCUUGGAAGUCUGGAUGGAGAAAUCGUUAAUGUGGGCUAUUGGUGCCCAUGAUGACCAGGAGACAUUCAAUCCUCAAUUUGGACUGUCUGAUAGGAUCGAGGGUCUGAAAGUGAACCCCCUGGGUGGUCAGGACGGCGCAGGACGGCCCCGAAUCGAGGAGAUUGAGUGA